Poecile atricapillus (Black-capped chickadee) is the source of this 2184-nucleotide messenger RNA. It is a transcript of the gene DONSON, whose product is annotated as DNA replication fork stabilization factor DONSON. Lineage: Eukaryota; Metazoa; Chordata; Aves; Passeriformes; Paridae. The transcript is spliced from 10 exons. Gene Ontology annotation, cellular component: nucleus. Bases 84 to 2021 code for a protein of 645 amino acids. The record is from RefSeq and is a predicted model, not a curated record. Gene Ontology annotation, biological process: nuclear DNA replication.
GUAAACGAAGAAACUCGUUUAUCCCAAGCAGAGUAAAGCCUGUGGGUUUCGUGUCCCAUGUCACCCAACGGGGCCGUGUGGCGAUGCUGGCGCAGCCGAGCGCAACCCUUGGGGCCGCUGUCCGAAUGCAUUUGGAAGGGCACGGACACACUUGGAGCGCCGUGUGUCUUUGUGCUCCGUGCUUUUGUUGCCCGUGCGGGCGGAGCGGGGCCGGCGGGAGCCGCGCUCCCCUCAGAGCCCCUGAGGGCGGCAGCAAUGGCGGCUCCUCCCUCAGCACCGCCCUGGGGCGGAGCGGGCGUCCUUUGGCGCCAAGACGGGACCGCGGCUCCUCCGGGCCCCGUUCAGCCAUGUCCGCCCCCGCCGAGCCCGGGCACUCGCCCGGCUUCAAGAAGCCGCCGGCGCUGCUGCGGCUGAAGCGCAAACGCCCUGGGCGGAGGGUCGAUCCCGCCGCCGCGGAAGCCGCCGCUGCUCCGGCCCCGCGGGGCCCCUGUGGAGCCGCCCGCCGCCGGAACCCCUUCUCCAGCCUGGACAACGCUCCGCAGCGGGCGGCCGCCCCUCAGCGUCCGGCAGCGGCCCCGGCGGGCGGGGAUCCAUCGGCAGCGCCCUUCUGGCAGUUUUUAGAGCCGACCUGUGAAGAGAAGCCCCACAGGAGAGUGGAGUCUGCUGAAAGUUCUGACAUCCUCACCCUAAGCCAGGACCUUCAUUCACCUCUUGCUGUACCCAAAGCUCCCUCCUCGCCAAGACAGGAAUUCCCUGCAGACUGGAGUAUUAAAACCCGGGUUCUCUUCGUGUCCUCCCAACCCUUCACCUGGGCAGAACACCUGAAAGCACAGGAGGAAGCGCAGGGAUUUGCUCAGCACUGCAGAGCUACAGAAACCACCUUGCCCCAGAGUGUGCAGGAGCCGCGGCUGUGCACGGAGCUGCGCUGUGCCUUCCAGCAGAGCCUCGUGUACUGGCUGCACCCCUCGCUGCCCUGGCUGCCGCUCUUCCCCCGCCUCGGGGCAGACAGGAGGAUGGCUGGAAAAGCCUGUCCUUGGGCACAGGAUGAGGCCUUGCAGCAAGUGCUCAUGAGUGACUGGUCCGUGAGCUUCACCUCUCUGUACAACCUGCUGCGGGCCCGGCUCUGUCCCUAUUUCUACGUGUGUGCAGCGCAGUUCUCGGUGCUGUUCCGCGCCGCGGGGCUGGCGGGCAGCGCCGUCCCCACCGCCGCCAUCGCCCCCACCACGCGCGGCCUCCGCGAGGCCAUGAGGAGCGAGGGCAUAGAGUUCUCCUUACCUUUGCUCGAGGAGAGUAGAACCAGGAAACAGAAAAACCCGGAGAGUUUGGAAACAGAAACGGCCUCGGGCCUCGGAGAGGGCAGCGCUGUGGAGGAUGCGGGGGAACCUGCUCCCAGCGAUGAUGAUGAUGAUGGAAGUUUCUCUUGGCUUGAGGAGAUGGGAGUCCAAGACAAGGUGAAGAAACCAGAUACUAUUUCUAUCCAACUGCGCAAGGAGAAGCAGGAGGUGCAGGUGGAUCACAGACCCGAGUCGCUGGUGCUGGUGAGAGGCAGCAACACCUUCACGCUGCUGAACUUCCUGAUCAGCUGCCGCAGCCUGGUGGCUGUGGCGGGGCCGCAGGCGGGGCUGCCCCCGACGCUGCUGGCCCCGGUGGCUUUCCGGGGCGGGACCAUGCAGACGCUCAAGGCUCGGACUGUCAGCGGCCGUGCCCGGGUGCAGGGGGGCUUUGAGGACGUGUUCAGCCUGGAGCUUCUGGGGCCCGUCCUGCCUCACACCCUGCACGCCCUGACGCUGCUGCUGGGCCCGGCACAGCGCGGCUCCUUCCGUGCCCUGCUCAGCCCCCACGAGCCCAGCGCCGCCUUCAACACCUGCCCGGCCCCGCCCCAGGAAGGCGUGCCCCAGGACCUCCCUCCCUGCGGGCUGCAUCCCAAGACUUUGGAGCAGCUGAGUCAGUGUCCAAGCCUGGGAAAAUCGUCCCUCCGCUUGCUGGAAAUGAAGGAUUACUGCUACACCUGGAAGGCCUAAGGAACGCCGGACCCUGGAGCACGAUGCUCCUUCCCAGGGCUGCAGGUGCUGAGCUUGGGGCAGGGUGGGAGGGACACGAGUGUGUUGCACAUCCCUCACAACUGCUGCACAUCAACACUUCCCAGGGCUGUGAAAGAAAGGAGGGGAAAGGCUAUUGGACAUC